UACACACACGUAGAGCCUCCAGUCCCGUCGCUCCACUAUAACGGAUUGUAACGUUUUUUUGUGUUGCUCAAGAGCGGAACUUCAGAACAAAUAACACUGCCCGCGAUGAUGCCCGGAGGAGAAGUUCAAAAGCCGUUAUCUUCAAGAACCUGAUUAGUUUUUUGGGGCAUAGCUUUGUGUUUUGAGGGACCCUCCGGAGAGACGCAAGAGUUCAUACAGUGAACAGUUUGGACCUCACAGGCUGCUGGACAGCUUCUCCUUUCCUGGGCAGUCCCUGCCUGGGUCUCUCUUUCACUAAACACACACACACACGCACACGCACACACACACACACACACACACACACACACACACACACACACACACACCACACAGCUACAACACACCUGGCAGACUUCCUUGUUUCCUUCAAAUCCCCUUCCUUCCCCUCGUGUGUCUCCUCCUGUAUCGCCAUGACAGACUCUCAGAGGUUCCUAUUGGUCCUCUGCCUGGUAGGCGUGUCCACCCUGCUUUCUCAGGCCGCCACUCACAGCAGCCACCCAUUCCCCGGCCAGCAGCAGCAGAUGGCCCCGCCCCCGGACCCCUGCUACGACGACUCAGGCACGGCGCGCCGCUGCAUCCCCGAGUUCAUCAACGCCGCCUUCUCCCAGGAAGUGACCGCGUCGAGCGUGUGCGGACGGCCGGCCUCGCGCGCCUGCGUGCCCUACGAGGGCCGCGUGCCCCUCACCACUGACCAGCGCCACCCGGUGGUGCGCUCGUGCCACGUGUGCGACGCGGCCGACGCCCGUCGUGCCCACCCGGCCUCCUACCUCACCGACCUCAACUCGGCCCACAACCUCACCUGCUGGCAGUCGGACAACCUGGCGGGCGCGCACAACGUCUCGCUCACGCUCUCGCUGGGCAAGAAGUUCGAGAUCACCUACGUGAGCCUGCAGUUCUGCUCGCCCAAGCCCGACUCCAUGGCCAUCUACAAGAGCAUGGACUACGGCAAGAGCUGGCUGCCCUACCAGUACUACAGCUCGCAGUGCCGCCGCGUCUUCGCCAAGCCCAACAAGGCCGCCAUCACCAAGCAGAACGAGCAGGAGGCGCUCUGCACCGACGUCCACCUGCAGGGCGAGUCGCACGCGGCGUCCGGCGGAGGGGGCAGCGGCGGCGGCGGGGGUCUGAUCGCCUUCAGCACCUUGGACGGACGGCCCUCGGGGAAGGACUUCGACGGCAGCCCCGUGCUCCAGGACUGGGUGACCGUCACGGACAUCCGCGUGGUCUUCACGCGGCCCCAGCUGGGCUUGGAGGACCCGGUGGCGUCGGUGUCCGGCGGCGCGGCGCCCACGUACUUCUACGCGGUGGGGGACUUCCAGGUGGGCGGCCGGUGCAAGUGUAACGGGCACGCCUCGCGCUGCAUGCGCGACCGCGACGCCAAGCUGGUGUGCGACUGCAAACACAACACGGAAGGGCCAGAGUGUGACCGCUGCAAGCCCUUCCACUACGACCGGCCCUGGCAGAGAGCCACUGGCAGAGAUGCCAACGAGUGCCUGCCGUGUAACUGUAACCUGCACGCGCGGCGCUGUCGCUUCAACAUGGAGCUGUACAAGCUGUCGGGCCGUAAGAGUGGUGGUGUGUGCAUGAACUGCAGGCACAACACGGCCGGCCGCCACUGCCACUACUGCAAGGAGGGCUUCUACAGGGACAUGGCCAGGCCAAUCACUCACAGACGCGCCUGCAAGGCGUGUGACUGCCACCCGGUGGGAGCUGCUGGUAAGACAUGUAACCAGACAACGGGCCAGUGCCCCUGUAAGGACGGAGUCACCGGCAUCACCUGCAACCGCUGUGCCAAGGGCUACCAGCAGAGCAGAUCACCUGUGGCCCCCUGCAUUAAGAUUCCAGUUAUCAGCCCUACAGCAGUUGUCAGCAGCAGCAGCACAGAAGCAGAAGAAUCUGCAGACUGUGAAUCUUACUGUAAACCUGUGAAGGGAAAUCUGAAGAUCAACAUGAAGAAGUACUGCAAGAAAGAUUAUGCCGUGCAGGUGAACGUGCUGGACAUGCAGACGGUGGGGGACUGGGCCAAGUUCACCGUCAACGUGGUGUCCGUGUACAAGAGCCGCGGCGAGCCGCUCAAGAGGGGGGACAACCUGCUCUGGAUCCACAUGAAGGACCUGGCCUGCAAGUGCCCGCGCCUGCAAAUGAGCAAGCGCUUCCUGGUGCUCGGGACCACUGAGAACACGGGCAGCAACGCGGGGGCGGGCUCCACACCGGGGACGGGACUCCUUGCCGACAAGAACAGUCUGGUCAUCCAGUGGCGGGACGUGUGGACGCGGCGGCUGCGGAAAUUCCAGCGCAAGGAGAAGAAGGGCAAGUGCAGCAAAGCAUGAUGGGAACUGCCCCCACCAUUCGACCUUCAGACUUUCUGACCCCUACCAAUCCCCACAGUGACCUUUGACCUCUCUGCCCCCUCUCCCUCCCUGGAGCACAUUACAGAGGCUGUAUGUCCCCUGGCUGUGUGGGACCACUAUGUGUAUAUUGUAUUAUUAUUUGAACUAUCUGUUUCUUUUCUACUGGUCUGCCUUGUAAAGGGACCAUAAAAAAGGGGAAGACGUGUGCGCCACGACUCUCGACAACGACAGUGAAAUGUCCACUUUUGCUCUCCCCUAGUCCCACGUGUAGUCCCUUAAGACUUGACCCCACUCCUUUCCCCUCUAAGCCAACGCUGAUGGGCUAGUCUCAUCAAACAAUCACCGCACCCUGGAUGCAUGACCUUCCCGAGCCAGGGAUGCGAGCCGAGCGCUAACCUACCCGAAGGAUGGAUUUCUGCACUCACGCCCACCUGCUGGAGCCCCGACCAAUGAAACGGCACAACCUGUGUUCUACUGCCUCCUCUGCUGUUCACUUCCUCCUGCCGCACUCACCUGAUCUCCGCAGUGUCCUUCAAACUCGGUCCUAAUGAGUUCUCUCUCUCCCUCUCUCUCUCUCUCCCUUUCUCUCUCUUUCUAUCUCUCUCUCUGUGAGCCCUUCUCCAUCUAUUCAGCCUUCCCUGGUUCCUUGCGUCUUUAGAACCUUAGUGUUCUAAUACAUGUUCCAACUCGAAAUCUCUCUCUCUCUCUCUCUCUGUGUAUCUGUCUUCCUCUGUAUUUAUAGAACUCCAUGAGGCCUACAGCCUGGACUCCUCGUCCUCCACUGCUGCUUUUCAUCACUGGUGCUCUCUCUCUCUUUCUUUCUCUCUCUCUCUUUCUCUUCCUCUCUCUUUCCCUCUACCUCUCUCUCACUAUCUCUCGCUGCCUGUUUCUGCAGCUGCUAACAGGCUGCUCAAUCACACACCAAACACUCCCCCCAUCUCAAACACACUCAGGCCUGGCUAAGCGAUUCCUCCUUUUGGAUGAUGGAUGCCUCAGACAGAAGACAGGAACCUGAACUGUUAUUGGUUCCCUCUUCAGCAGAACAUCCAGGAAGAAAUGACAUCAUCCUCAGAUAGACAGACAGACUGUUUUUUUUUUAAAAGACUGAUUCUCUUCUCAAUAAGCUCUUCCAAUAGUGGUGCAUAUCAUAUAAACAUAUGAUUACAUGUGAUUCCUUCUAAUACUGCCUACUUUCUGAGUGCAUGAGUGAGUUUGUAUGCAUGAUGCAUAAGGAUGUACAAACUUAAUGAUGAAUGAACACACACACACACACACACACACACACACA
Alosa sapidissima (American shad) is the source of this 3678-nucleotide messenger RNA. RefSeq names its product netrin 2 (gene ntn2). Gene Ontology annotation, molecular function: protein binding. Lineage: Eukaryota; Metazoa; Chordata; Actinopteri; Clupeiformes; Clupeidae. The transcript is spliced from 7 exons. The coding region runs from base 453 to 2369 and encodes 638 amino acids. The record is from RefSeq and is a predicted model, not a curated record.